This is a messenger RNA of Erinaceus europaeus (western European hedgehog), 3402 nucleotides long. It is a transcript of the gene SLC25A25, whose product is annotated as solute carrier family 25 member 25. Gene Ontology annotation, biological process: transmembrane transport. The record is from RefSeq and is a predicted model, not a curated record. Bases 430 to 1536 code for a protein of 368 amino acids. NCBI's taxonomy places the organism in Eukaryota, Metazoa, Chordata, Mammalia, Eulipotyphla, Erinaceidae. Gene Ontology annotation, molecular function: ATP transmembrane transporter activity; calcium ion binding. The transcript has 9 exons.
CCCGCCAAUCACAAGGCCUCUGCCUACGGAGGCGCGAUUUCCACUCUCCGGCCCGGCUCAGCCAAUCCCGCCCCCCUCAGUUUGAAUCCGCCACAGGUUGAGCCCAGAACGCCCAGCCCUUUCGAUUGAGUCUGGGAGUCCUGGGCAGUGGGGGCCGUCCGACAGGCUCCGCCCUUAACGGGGCGCGUCCUAGCUUGUGAUUGGCUGUCGCCGUGUCCAGGGGCGUGUCCAGGGGCGUGUCCAGUGCGGCGGCGCGCGGCGGGGCGGGGCGGGGCUCCCGGAAGCAGGGGCCCCUUCUAGCCAGCUUGCCGGUAACUCGCAGCCCGUGCUUGCCGUGGGAGGAUACCGGCGAGUCUUCCGUGUUGUCCCGGCCGGCCGGCUCGCCACCUUCGCCCCCGCCUCGCGCCCGGCGCCCCUGCCUCGCGCCCGAUGGUGAGCAGUGUAUUGUGCCGCUGCGUGGCUUCCCCGCCGCCGGACGCCGCCGCCGCCGCCUCCUCGUCGACUGCCUCUUCGCCUGCGUCCGUGGGGGACCCGUGCGGCGGCGCGGUCUGCGGGGGUCCGGACCACCAGCUGCGCUUGUGGAGCCUCUUCCAGACGCUCGACGUCAACCGCGACGGCGGCCUGUGUGUCAACGACCUGGCCGUGGGGCUGCGGCGCCUGGGACUGCAUCGCACCGAGGGCGAGCUCCGGAAAAUAGUGCAAGCUGGCGAUAAGGACCUGGAUGGGCAGCUGGACUUUGAAGAGUUUGUCCAUUAUCUCCAGGAUCAUGAAAAGAAGCUGAGGCUGGUCUUCAAGAGCUUAGACAAAAAGAAUGAUGGUCGGAUUGAUGCCCAGGAGAUCAUGCAGUCCCUGCGGGACCUGGGAGUCAAGAUCUCGGAGCAGCAGGCAGAAAAGAUUCUCAAGAGAAUACGAACGGGCCACUUCUGGGGCCCUGUCACCUACAUGGAUAAGAACGGCACAAUGACCAUCGACUGGAAUGAGUGGAGAGACUACCACCUUCUGCACCCUGUGGAAAACAUCCCCGAGAUUAUCCUGUACUGGAAGCAUUCCACGAUCUUUGAUGUGGGUGAGAAUCUGACGGUCCCUGAUGAGUUCACAGUGGAGGAGAGGCAGACAGGGAUGUGGUGGAGGCACCUGGUGGCUGGAGGCGGGGCAGGAGCCGUAUCCAGAACCUGCACCGCCCCCCUGGACAGACUCAAGGUGCUCAUGCAGGUAUGUAGGAAGGUGGUCCUUCUGUGGGUCGCUAUCAUCUGGAAACCAUUCAUUCUAAUUCAGGCCACAGUGUACACGGUGAAGCCAGCCAGAACUGGCUACCCACUGGCCCUGGUCAGGACCCGCAUGCAAGCCCAAGCCUCUAUCGAAGGUGCUCCAGAGGUGACCAUGAGCAGCCUCUUCAGGCAGAUCCUGCGGACUGAGGGGGCCUUUGGCCUGUACCGGGGGCUGGCCCCCAACUUCAUGAAGGUGAUCCCAGCUGUGAGCAUCAGCUACGUGGUGUAUGAGAACCUCAAGAUCACCCUGGGUGUGCAGUCACGGUGACCAGUGAGAGGACGGCGCCCCUCCAGUUGGCCCGAGGACUCGCUGAUCCUGGGCCUGCCGCCCCGGGAUGUGGAGCCAUCUCAUUCUGUGAAUGUGCCAACACUAAGCUGACUUAAGCCAAGCUGUGAAAACCCGAGGGAGGGGGGCAGACCCACUGGGGUUGUCCUGCUGCCCUCACCACCCUUGUGUCCAUUCCAGGAAGACCCGUGGGUAUUCCUCGGGGCCCAGGGGCCAGCAGGACACUGGCUUGCUCACAUAGGACCAGGACAUUUCCUGCAGUGCUGCCACGUAGUGGGGCUUGGAGGAGGCCAGCUUAGUCCUUUCAUCCUUUUUGCAGCCAGCCCAUUGGCCGUGGCCCCCACCUCCUGGCUGCUCAGCGUGUCCUCGCUGCCCCCUUGGCCGUGCCCACUCUGCUCCUUCCUUGCUGCCAUUUUAAGAUGCUGGGAGGAGAGCUACCAGUCCCUCACCCCUUGCCUCUCUGUGCUUUGCUCCCCUCGAGCUGUGGGGAGAGCUGUGGCAGGAGGAAAGCUGGGGAGGGGGUGCAAGGGGACCUGACUUCUCUGCCCACCCUCAGGUGAGCUCACCUACAGGCAUGCAUGCAGGGGCCGAGGCCAAGCCCCACUGCUACUGCCUGGUGCCCUGGUGCAUGGCUUCACAGAAGGCUGGUGCUGCAUCCAGAAUCCAGGGGGUGGGCGAGUGGGGAGACUGCUCCCUGCAGCCCAGGGUCCCAUGGAGCUCAGUGCUGGUUCUGAACUUGGUCAGGACUGAGCCGGCUCCCUGUCCCUGCUCUGGCAUGGGGAAAUGGGGCAUUUGAGGCAGUAGGCAAGGCAUCCCUGCCCGUGUCUGUGUGCCCUGGGGAAAGAAGGUGUGAAGGGCCUUAAUUAUGUGUUGUUGGGGGGGAGGGUUUUUGUUCAGGAAAAUGAGCUGGACAGAUGUACAAGGGCUGUGCUUCCAGAGGGAAGACAGAGGCCAUAGGUCGCUUGACAGACAGCAUUAAAGUCUGUUUCUGGUGCCCUUAGGGAUGCGUGUCCCAUCCCAGCCGGGCACAGUGGGACCAGCCGCACACUCCACUGAUGUGACCUGUCACACUGCUUGGAGCCUAUUUAUUUCAUAUUUAUUUGAACAGAGUUAUGUCCUAACUAUUUUUUAUAGAUUUGUUUAAUUAAUAGCCUGUAAUUUUUGAGUUCAUUUUUUUAUUCAUAUUUAUGUUCAUGGUUCAUCGCACCUUCCCAGAGAGGUUUGGGGUUAGGAGAGAAGAGCUGUGGGAGUGACCCCCACACACACACACACACACUGCUGCCCACCCCAUGUCAUGUCUGGUCCUAAGAAAUUUCUCUUGGAACUGGGGACAGAAGAGAGGCAAGAAAGGGGAGGGACCCUCAUCGGGUAGGGGUGUAUCCUUUGCGGGGGGGGGGGGGGGGGAGUAGGACUUGUACCCUGUAGAAGCCUUAGGAUCUAAGGGUCUGAUUUGUGAGAGUGGGAGAAGUCUCAUUGCUGUUAAAGACAGAAGUCCAGAUUAUUUCUUGGACUGAGUAUUUCUUAUAUCACCCUUUUUGAAUGACAGGAUAGUGAGGUGCCUAUCACUGUGAGUGGGGUGUGGGGCAGAAGAGAAGAUGGCCAGCUUGCCUCCCCACCAGUCAAGUGUGGGCUCCCUCCCUCCCCCCUCCUUUGAUGUCCCCAUCAGAACUGCUGGUCAGCUUGAAGCUAAACGUUUGCACUACGUUCCACCAGGAUAGGAUCCAAGGAUCAAUGCCGAAAUUAUUGUGAUGUAGACAGACUUCUAACUGGAAUUUGUGAAGAAGCAAAUUGAGGAGUUGGACAUCAGUCAUUUCAGAAAGCCUUCUAAUAAAGUUGUUUCAAAGCUGA